AUGGCCCCCUCGCUGCGGAAGCACGUGGUGGAGGAGAUGGGCACGCGCGCCGCCAUCGAUAAGGGGCCAGGCAAGGCGCGCGAGGCCAAGAACGGCGGGGGGGAGGACCCCGCCAAGGACCAAAAGGGGCCGAGAUUCCAGUGGUGCAGGGCGGACCUCAGUCCCCGACAGCAUGCCGGACUGGAUUUUCGUCUCGCGAUCGCUGGCAGGACUGUGCGCGGCCUCGACGAGGGCCGCCCAGGGUUCAUCGGGCGCGCGCAGGGGGCCUUUUUCCCCUUCCGCCGAUCCCGUGGGAUGCCCCACCUGGGUCACCCGGGCAGUCGCGGGCUGCCAGGCGGCGCGCUGGACAUCGCGCGGCUGUCGGCCAGGACGCCGACGCGGCCGUCGUGGCGCUGA
Molecule: messenger RNA, 396 nt
Organism: Prorocentrum cordatum
Lineage: Eukaryota; Dinophyceae; Prorocentrales; Prorocentraceae
Source: the annotation of a GenBank genome assembly